Messenger RNA from Portunus trituberculatus (swimming crab), 927 nucleotides. RefSeq names its product succinate dehydrogenase cytochrome b560 subunit, mitochondrial-like (gene SdhC). Lineage: Eukaryota; Metazoa; Arthropoda; Malacostraca; Decapoda; Portunidae. Gene Ontology annotation, cellular component: membrane. Gene Ontology annotation, biological process: tricarboxylic acid cycle; mitochondrial electron transport, succinate to ubiquinone. Gene Ontology annotation, molecular function: electron transfer activity; succinate dehydrogenase activity. Bases 61 to 600 code for a protein of 179 amino acids. The transcript is spliced from 5 exons. The record is from RefSeq and is a predicted model, not a curated record.
CUAAAGUUAAUAUUUGUACAUUUACAACCCCUUCCUAGGCAAUGCACUACGCAAUCCAACAUGGCGACGGUUCUCAGACUGGCAGCAAAAGGGUGCUGGGCGGGCGGCCCACGGCCCGCCGUGCUGCAGGGGCCCCUCGUCACUCAGUGGACACGUGCAGUGUUCACCUCUCCCUCAGCGGCCGCCCUCAAGUCACAGUCGGCUGAAGACUACUGGGCCAAGAAUAAACGGCUGCGUCGGCCCGUGUCACCCCACCUCACCAUCUACAAGCCACAGAUCACCUCCAUGCUCUCCAUCACUCACCGCGGCACAGGUCUGGCUCUCUCCGUGCUGGUGUCUGGCCUCGGCAUUGGUACAGUGAUGUUGCCCGGCUCCUACCCACACUACUUGGCCAUGGUACAGGCCAUGCAGUUUGGUGGAGGCAUCAUCAUGGGUGCAAAGUUCCUCAUUGCCCUGCCCUUCAUGUUCCAUCUCUGCAACGGCGUCCGGCACUUGGUGUGGGAUUUGGGCUAUGGCUUCACCCUGCGUGCCCUCUACAAGUCAGGCUACCUGGUGGUGGCCGUGUCGGUGAUCCUGGCGGCCAUUGCAGCGGCCAUGUGAACCAUUGGGAACCUGGACCAAGACUGCCGGUAUUCUGUCCAAAUUAAUUUAUUUUUGUGACUACAAUUUGUUUUGUUUUUUGUUUGUGUAAAUAUUUCAGUUGAAAGAGUUGCAAGGAUUGUGCCUCGGCACAAAUGAGUAACAUUCUGACUAUUCUUGUGGAAGAAAGUGGGGCACACAACUUAUCAGUAAAGUGAAUGCUGGACACACCCUUAUCACAUCAGUAAUAUGAGAAGGCAACAAAACUCAGGUUUUGUCAAUGAAUAACAUGGCUCCUAAAGGUGAUAUGUAUAUAUAUAAUAUAAUAUAAUAAAGAGUUUAAGAUUU